Messenger RNA from Trichoderma atroviride IMI 206040, 907 nucleotides. RefSeq lists its product as uncharacterized. The record is from RefSeq and is a predicted model, not a curated record. Lineage: Eukaryota; Fungi; Ascomycota; Sordariomycetes; Hypocreales; Hypocreaceae.
AGCAGCGAUACCAAGAGAUGCAAUUCAUUCAAGCCAUUUUUAUUCUUAUACUGCUUGGUUUCCGGGCCCACGCUACGUCCGCAGUUAGCAGAACACUGACUCUCUGGGCCUGGGGCGACUGCAGCGGCAAUGCUGCCUUCUGCCACGACAUAGUCCCAGGCGCAUGCUGCCACGGCGAACAUCUGAUUGCCGGUUUUACUUGCGAGGACUGCGUCAAGCAAGACAUCGUUGCCGGCCGCGAAGAGGACGACGGGACGUGCGGAGCAGACUUCGUCACCGUAAGAGGCUGGGUUUGCGCCAGGUCGAACAAGAGGCUGUACGGCAGCAGCUGGCACUAUGAUUCGCAAAAGGACGCCGUCACGGGGAAAGCACCGGCUUGCACUCGGAGCGUGCGCGCGGACGUUUUGAAGAUUGGGGAGAAAUGGUUUUACUUGGUAGACGACAUGCCUGAGGAUGAUGUGAAGGCGCUUUGGGAUAUAUGGGGUCUGAAUUCUUUGGUAGAGAUACCCGAGAAUUUUUUGAAGUAUGAGGGAGAAGAGCCACAGGGACGUGGCGUGGUCGCUGAGCUUUAGUCGGCGACAUCAGUUGAGAAAGACUGACAUGUUGUGUACGCUCAAUCCCAACUCUGUUUCUCGAGUCGUGAAGGAAGUUGUAUGAUAUUAUAUGGUACAUACAUACGAGACGAAACAAAUCCUGUUGUUAGCCUUAUAUGCCUACCGAAUCCGGGACACCCGUUGAGCCUUGAGGUGAAUUACAGCACAGGCAUUGAUGAUGCAUGCUUCUGAUAGUGGCUCUUAGGUCAUCGAUAAGGAACCCUGUCACUGUAUGUCACCAAAUUCAGGUACGUAAACCGGCCAGCGCCCCGCUGCAUCUCACUGGCUCCCGCCAUUGGGUGUCGGCGCAAAGC